Molecule: messenger RNA, 1116 nt
Organism: Pomacea canaliculata
Lineage: Eukaryota; Metazoa; Mollusca; Gastropoda; Architaenioglossa; Ampullariidae
Exons: 3
Coding region: 39-677 (212 amino acids)
Source: RefSeq, a predicted model, not a curated record
ACGUUCUUGAAAAGCGCCUGAGUGAUCUGGAAGCCACGAUGGACAGGGUGGAGGCUCUGAAUACAGAGAACACUAAGGACAUCAAGGAGCUGGACAUCGCUCUGGCCAAACAGCAGUACAUCGACUCCAAUCAAGUGGGCGCCAUCGCCAGGCUUCUGUCGGCCGCUCAGAACGUGCAGACCCAACUGCUCAUUAUUGUCAAGAACUAUUUCGCAUUGCUGGGUAACGACAUCCAGGAUGUUGUUGCGUCGUUGAAUGCUGUCCUCACCUUUGAAAAUUCCAGAAUAUGCGAAACAGGCGUGACUACCGUGACUAAGACUGACAGACGCAGUGUCAUCACCUUUAACUCAGACUUCGGCCAGUCAGUGCCUCGGGUUCUGUAUGGUAUUUCUGGUUUUAGGACUAAAUUCGAAGUCGAACAACGGCUGAAAUAUUCUCAGUCGGGUUACGGCUCGCUGUACGACAAGUCCUAUGGUCCAAGGUAUCCUCAGUACGGUUCCUUCCCAUACAGAGAUCGUGAAGCAGGGAGUGUAGGUGGCGAGGUUUUUGUAGUGGCCAAUGCAGAGGGCCUAACAGUCGAACUUCUCGAACAAUCGUUCGACGAUGCUGAAACCGAGUUUAUGGAAGUGCCGUGGCAGGCGUGCUCCAUCGGGCCUGGAACUCAACUCGCUCAGUAACCUCUGACCACUGACGACGACUUGCCAAGGAUACCGAUAUGUCCAUGCGGCUGCAUGCUGGGAAGUUUUGCAUAUGUACUGAUAGUUCCAGACUGAUGACUUAGAUUGACCAAGCGAGAAGAAGAAAAAAUGUUUUGAAUUAUUGCGUAUUAUCUCAAGUCAAUUGUUCACCUUCAAAGAAUGAAACCACAGAACACCAAUGCCACUUUAAGUCGCAAAUCAUCCCGGAACAUCACAAAUAAAGACAAGAUGAGCAUCUCAAACAUAAAAGAAUAUUUUAUUUGCAAAGUAAAAUCUCACAGACACAUCAUUGGUCUGGAUGUACAGCGACUUACACUUCAACAGUCAAUACUUACAGCAGCAGCACCUUGGACGAAAUCUAAUUUCUCUUUCAGUUUACUCUGAAUAAUAAAAUUAAAACAAUAUAGCAAACUUUCAA